AUGGCAUCUUGCAUGAGGAGCUUGUUUUCUGAACAUAGCAGAUACGUUGAAUCUUGCCGGAGGUUUCUAAACAAUUCCACGGAACACCAGUGCAUGCAGGGAUUCAUGGACAAGAAGCUGCCAGGCAUAAUAGCAAGGAUUGGAGAAACAAAAGCAGAAAUUAAGAUUCUGAACAUAGGUGGAGGUGCAGGUGAAAUUGACCUUCAGAUUCUCUCCAAAGUCCAGACUCAAUACCCAGGCAUCUGUAUCAGCAAUGAAGUUGUUGAGCCAAGUGCUGAGCAAAUUGUCAAGUACAAAGAGCGUGUAGCCAAGACAUCAAACACGGAGAAUGUAAAAUUGUCUUGGCACAAGGAGAUGUCAUCUGAAUAUCAAGAACAAAUACUGCAAGAAGAACCUCAAAAGUGGGACUUUAUUCAUAUGAUUCAGAUGUUGUAUUAUGUAGAGGAUAUCCCAGCUACCCUGAGAUUCUUCCAUGGUCUCUUAGGUGCCAAUGCUAAGAUUCUCAUUAUUCUUGUGUCAGCAACUAGUGGCUGGGACAAACUGUUGAAAAAGUAUGGCUCCCUCCUACCCAGGGAUGACAUCUGCCAGUAUGUCACUUCCUCUGAUCUCACUCAGAUACUGGAUGACCUGUGGAUUAAGUAUGAGUGUUAUGUCCUUGUGUCCACCAUGGACAUAAUAGACUGCUUUAUUAAUGGCAAUGAAAAUGGAGACCUGCUUUGGGAUUUUUUGAUAGAAACCUGCAACUUUAAUAAAACAGCACCACCAGAUCUUAGGGCAUUAAUUAUGAAAGAUCUUCAAGAACCUGAAUUUAGUGUUAAGAAAGAGGGAAAGGUACUUUUUAACAAUAAUCUGAGUUUUAUAGUAGUUGAAGCAUACUAUAAGUCACCAGUGUUCAGAAUUUAUAUCUUGAACAAUUGUUUAUUACAUACUGAUUUACAUAUCAAACACAUAUUUACAUACUAA
This is a messenger RNA of Cricetulus griseus (Chinese hamster), 963 nucleotides long. Lineage: Eukaryota; Metazoa; Chordata; Mammalia; Rodentia; Cricetidae. The record is from RefSeq and is a predicted model, not a curated record.